This is a messenger RNA of Enterobius vermicularis (human pinworm), 408 nucleotides long. The record is from the annotation of a GenBank genome assembly. NCBI's taxonomy places the organism in Eukaryota, Metazoa, Nematoda, Chromadorea, Rhabditida, Oxyuridae.
AUGGUUUUCUUUUACCGUAAUUUCGUGAGAAAAGUUUUUAUCAGUAAUAAGGUUUUCGAUUUUGAUGUUUUGCAUUUUUCAUCAGGAUGUUUUUUUCAUUACAUCCAGGUACUUUUAGAAGUGUCUCCAGAGUGGUGCUGUCACUUGGUCGAAAAAGACACGUUGGCUUUAUUUUUACCGUUAAACAAGCCAGUAUCGAGUUUAUCUAAUGGCGCAUUUGUUUCACUUUUAGAAUGUUGUGAGGAGAAGUUACAUGUAAAACGGGUGUUGAUUUGCGUGAACAAAGGGACCGUGACAAAAGAGAAUCUUUCGUGUCUUCAGUACGUCGGUUUCACUCCGUUGCACCCUAAUCACUAUCCUUCAAACUUGAACCCUGAUUUGCUGUUUGCAAUGGUUUAUAAUGUAUAG